UUGAGUUUAUUCGAAGUUUGACACCGAACGGUACUUAAACUGUCUCGUUGAUGUGUGAACUCAUCGCCAAUUAAAACUUGGAAUCUCGCUCUACGAUGUCAGCCAAACAAAACUGGCGUCCCAAGGUUUUGGUAACGAACAAAGAAACUCCUGCAAAAGGAGUAAACAUUCUACGGCAAAAGUGUGACGUAAUCUUCCCGGAAAAUGUUCCGGCAACGAGAGAGGAGAUACUUAAGCUGGUACCCGGAGUGGACGGAAUUAUGUGGGUCGGUCACUAUGCGCUAAACGGUGAAGUACUGGAUAUCGGUGCCCCAACACUGAAAGCUAUUUCGACAAUGUCGGCCGGAAUGGAUUACGUAGAUUUGGAGGAGUUUAAGCGACGUGAUUUCCCUCUCGGGUACACACCAAGUGUCCUGAAUGACGCUGUCGCUGACGAAGCUGUCGGAUUGAUGAUCGCCGCUGGAAGACGGUUUCAUGAGGGACGACUGAAGAUUGAUAACUCGCAGUGGAAUGGUGGACCGCAGUGGAUGCUGGGACAGGACAUAAAGGGAAGCACAGUUGGUGUUAUCGGUCUAGGGGAAAUCGGUCAGGCGAUUGUCAGAAGGCUAAAGGGAUUUGAAGUUGGCCAGAUUAUCUACAGUGGCAGGAAACCCAAACCGGCGGGUGAUAAGCUCGGCGCUAAGUUUGUGUCGCAGUCGGAACUGCUGAAGGAAAGUGAUUACGUAUUUAUUGCCGUUCCGCUGAAUAAUAGCACCCGGCAUUUGAUAAACGAAACCACACUGAAUCAAAUGAAACCAACAGCUGUUCUGAUCAAUAUUGCUCGAGGGGAAAUUGUCGAUCAGAAUGCGUUGAUUGCAGCGCUUAAGAAUGGCACCAUAUUUGCAGCGGGACUCGAUGUGAUGACACCGGAGCCGUUGCCCGCUGACCAUGAGCUACUAAAAUUGCCGAAUGCCGUUAUCGUACCACAUUUGGGUUCCGCCACCAGAAGAACCCGAGACGAUAUGUCGGUGAUUGCGGCCCACAAUGUUCUCGCGGGUAUGGAAGGAUCUCCGAUGCUGGCUCCCUAUCCCUAUCCGGAUUGAUUUUCUGAUGCGCUAUUAUGUGAAUUUAUAGUAUUAAAUAUAUUAU
Molecule: messenger RNA, 1128 nt
Organism: Sabethes cyaneus
Lineage: Eukaryota; Metazoa; Arthropoda; Insecta; Diptera; Culicidae
Product: glyoxylate reductase/hydroxypyruvate reductase-like
Exons: 4
Coding region: 96-1082 (328 amino acids)
Cellular component (GO): cytosol
Molecular function (GO): glyoxylate reductase (NADPH) activity; NAD binding; hydroxypyruvate reductase [NAD(P)H] activity
Source: RefSeq, a predicted model, not a curated record